CGUCCGGCUUCUCUCAUACUUCCAAUUCACUCCGAAAACUCGGAUAAAUCAGAUCGUUCUCUACAUUGAUUUUGAUUCCAGAGAAGAAAUCAUGGGAAGCGCAAAGAAAUCGAAGGACAAGAAGAAGAGGAGAGAUUCAAUUUCCCCGUUUGCAUCUGAAGGUGAAAGGAAAAGCCGAAAGAGGCAUAGAAGUGAGGAAGAAGAAGGAGGAAGAAAGAGCAAAAAGAGAGAAAAGAAAGAGAAGAGAAAGGAGAGUGAAUCUCAUAGGCACCGCUCUGAUAAAGAAAAGAAGUCAAAGGAUAGGCACAAACGUAAACGUCACGAGGGUGACCACCAGAAGAAGCUUGAGUUCCAAGAGAUAUCAAAGGAUGACUACUUCUCUAAGAACAACGAGUUUGCAACCUGGCUGAAAGAAGAGAAAAAGAUGUUCUUUUCUGAUCUUUCGUCGGAGAUUGCUCAUGGUUUGUUUUCAGAAUUUGUCGAGGAUUGGAAUGAUCAGAGGCUGGACUCCAAAUUUUAUGAAGGCAUUUCAAGUGGGCCGCGGACAGCACAUAACUGGAAAAUCAAACAGUAGACAAACACUGUUGCUGUAGUUUGAAGAGGAACAUAACCAUUUCUCAGCAUCUUAAGAAAUUCUCUCCGUGGUAGUUUUAUCUGCAAAAGUUGCUUAUACAAGGAUAUUCUAAUAGCAGAUGGAGUAGUGGGUAAUGGAAAGAUACAGCUAUGGUUAGUUCCUGCAUUUUCUUUCUCGUCUCCUACUUUGAUCAUUUUGAUAAUUAUCUUGUUAGGUUUGAUAUUUUUCUUAAAAGUCACAUUUGAUUGGAGGAUUAUGAUGUUACACUUUCUUAAGGAGAAUCUUCAGGGAGGAUUGCCAAGGUUUUUACCCUUGGAUUGCAGGUAUAUAACUAAUGUAAUUGUAUUAUACUGAUCACACAGGGUUGCCUUUGCGUUU
Messenger RNA from Tripterygium wilfordii, 952 nucleotides. Its product is annotated as style cell-cycle inhibitor 1-A. NCBI's taxonomy places the organism in Eukaryota, Viridiplantae, Streptophyta, Magnoliopsida, Celastrales, Celastraceae. The record is from RefSeq and is a predicted model, not a curated record. The coding region runs from base 92 to 574 and encodes 160 amino acids. The transcript is spliced from 5 exons.